Molecule: messenger RNA, 228 nt
Organism: Laetiporus sulphureus 93-53
Lineage: Eukaryota; Fungi; Basidiomycota; Agaricomycetes; Polyporales; Laetiporaceae
Exons: 1
Source: RefSeq, a predicted model, not a curated record
AUAACAAUCAAUCCCGACGGCCUACACAAUCCUGUUGUGCAACUAUCCGUUGGUGAGGAGAUAGGUAUGGACCGUUUCUCUGCUACUGCUGGUUCUGGAAAAUAUCAGCGAGCCCACAACAUUGUGUCAGAUGGAUUCGCAGCAGCUUACUUUUUUCACUACACUAUUCGAGCCAUUAUAGAAACUCUGUUCGAAGUGCAAGUCUUGCCAUUCAGGCACAUCAAGUGA